Paramuricea clavata is the source of this 2757-nucleotide messenger RNA. The record is from the annotation of a GenBank genome assembly. Lineage: Eukaryota; Metazoa; Cnidaria; Anthozoa; Malacalcyonacea; Plexauridae.
AUGGCAGAUAGACGUACUCAGUGCCUAUUGGAAGUGACCAAGCGUGGAUUUACCCUGGACUUUGAUCCAAGCGGCGAAAGGAAUCGCUGCUUCUAUCAGUGUUUGGGUAAACAUUUAGGAGUUGCUGUUCCAGAUGUUAUUGACGUUCUAGAGACGUACAUGCUAAAAAAUCGAGUAGUUCCAGUAGAAAAAGAGGUAAAUUCUAAUAUUUAUACGUACAUUUAUACAUAAAACACAUGUGAUAUUAUAUAAUUGUUUAUCCUAUAAAUUUAAUAGUAUUCUUCUGUAAAGAAUACUAAUGAGACAGCAUCUUUUGUAGUCAUAUUUUAAGCUAUUCAAAACAUUCACUGUCAUGUUUUUAAUUAACAAAUAUAAAACAUUUUCCGUGUUGAUAUAUACAGUUAUAUCAACACAAGUGGCAUUGGGAAAGCGAGAAAUUGUAUGGAAACACAACGCCCAAAACCAAAGGGCAUUUUCAUACAAUUCGAGUUUUCCCACAAGUGUUGAUAUACAUGUAACUAUAUAUCAAUAUGGAAAAAAUGUUUUAUAUUUUUUUACAAUAUAGCAAUUCAAAAGCCUGAAGGAUAAGAACAAUUUCCGUGUUUACGAGUGGUGGAAAAUUCUCUGUGUUGACAUUGAGUUAUAUCAACACGGCUCUUAGCCAAUCAGCGUUCAGAAUUUAUAAAUGCUAUAUUAUACAGUAACAGAUAUAAAACACUUGGCUGCGCCGCGCGUUUUAUAUCUGUAAAACACUCCUUGUGUUUUAGAUAUAUUUAUUAUAUAAAGCAUAGUGCUUUAUGUACUAUUUAAAGCAUGCGUAGGAGUGUUUUAUCAGAUAUAAAACGCGUGGUGCAGCUGAGCGUUUUAUAUCUGAUAAAACACUCCUACAAGUGCUUUAAAUGGCUUAAAAAACGACUCAUCUUACAGGUAUAUGAGUUCAUUGGCAAAGUAAUUUUUAAAAUAAACUUUGUCUAAACCGAGAAAAUCAAAGCUAAAGUUUAUGUAAAUUAAAAUAAUUUUUUAUCACAUAUAAAGAUAUGACACGCUUAUGAUUUUUCUUUGUGUUUUCCUCCUGAAUUAUUAAUGAGUUUUUUAAAGAGAUUUUGAGCACUGAUAAGUGAUAAUCUCGCAUGUGAAAAUUAUUGCUUUUCAAUUAUCGCUUUUCAAAGACUGUCCUUUAAAGAAAAUACAUGGGUGCUUGAAAAUACCAGAUUUAUUUAUCUCUAGUAUAUAUAUAUAUAUAUAUAUAUAUAAGUACAGUACCGGUCCUAUGAUUUUUGCAAAAAUUGUAGUAGAGACAAGUAGGAUUUGUUCAAGUUGCCAUGCAACUAGACCUCAUCAAACUAUUGUUAAUAAUUACAAGACAGAGAAUAGUAGGUCUAGAAUAGUAGAAUAGUUAUUAUGAGUUACUGUUAAUUGUCCACUCCAUGCAUGCAUGCAGUAUGGAAACCCAUCAUUCUUAAUCACAAUGUUUUCCUAUUCCCUUCAGAGAGAGACAGUAACUGCCCCCUUCCAUGGUUAUCGCAAGCAGGAUAUAUACAUGGCUUACACUGGAUGCCACUAUAUGCUGCUGUCAGCUUGGAAUGGUAGGGUUUCCGAUGAGAAACUAUUUUCUGGUUCAGGUAAAUUUUCUAGCAUCUCUUUACAGUGCAUCACAACAAAACAUGCUGUGAGUAACUUACUGCAUGGAUUUUCCACAAGUGAUUGCAAGUAUGAAACAGCAUGGGAUGAACACCUGUGCUGGGCAUCCUUGCCGUUUUAAUAUAUAAACGAAAGUGCAAAUUUGACACUAUAAUUGUUUGCUUCCUUUGUUUGCUACCGGUAUUUGCAGGGAGCCCAUUUGCAGGGAGCCCUGUGUUUUAAGAAUGUCAUUAAUUAUUCUUUGAAUAUUUGGGGUUUUUUGGCAUGUAGGCCUUACGGCCCCCUGGUGAAAAAAUCCUGCAUACAGCCGUGGGUUUAUACGUUUUUAAGGACAUGAAAUCAGAACCACAGGAUUAUUUUUUUGGCCCCAUGAGUUGUUCCAGUAAUUAAUGGUCCAAGGACAGCUGCCCAAAAUCGCAUCCCCCAUCUGUCGGUCACUUCACACAUCUGUUGGUCACUUCGCCCCUCCCCUCUGGACAGCACAAAUUUGCUAUAUGUUUUUUUUACUAUCAAAGGAUAAAACUUAAAUUGAAUUGCAAAAUUUCUCUCUUAAUUAGCGACUGGGAAACGCAAGGGUGCAAGACCAUUCUUUCGGUCGGGACCUGAAGAAUACAAUCCUGGUGUAAGCAUUUUCAAGGGUCAGCCAGUGAAGGUAAGGCCAUGUAUAUGGUUCAUACAGUAUCUUGCAAGGACUAUAGAACAAUCUUAUAUUAAACGUUAACAGGAAUGUAGUUUUUAGCAACAAGCUUCCCCAUAAAUAAUAUGAUGUUAACAGUGCAAGCUUACAAAAUUCUAUCUCAGCCGGUCAUGUUUCACAAGCUAUGGAUGUAUAUGGACGUGCUAUAGAUUAAUGCUGAUCAAUAAUAAUGUCUUCUUUAUUUUAUGUAGUUGGAUAAUGUCAAAACUGAACAUUCCCAGAAUCCUUAUGCUCAAAGGGGCCCCAAGAUGCAGGGAAUAGCUCAUCUUUUUUUAAUUAUCUCAGAUGAUGAUGAAGAUAUGGAGUGUAACAAAUGCGUGUACUAUUCCGCCAUUCGUUUUCCAGUGAAAAUGACAAAAGAAAUUUGGACGAUCAAAUCCAAAUUCCGUUUUUCGUUUUUUGAAUUCCAAUUUUUAUGA